AUGCGUUUUCUUAACGUGGCGCUUUUGACGGCCCUAUCGCCCCUGGCGAGCGCGAGUUUACAAGUUGUACCUGGGGGCACAUGGACUACAUCUAAUGGCGAACACAUGCAAGCCCACGGCGCCGGCGUCAUCAAAGUAGGCGAUCUGUACUACCUAAUCGGCGAGGACAAGACCAGCGGCAGCGCCUUCCAAAACGUAAACUGCUACUCCUCGCCGGACCUAGUCCAAUGGACCUACGUCGGCGCGCUCCUCUCGCGGACCAGCUCCGGGGACCUGGGUCCCAACCGAGUCGUCGAGCGGCCAAAAGUGCUGUACAACGCGUCGACGAAGAAAUACGUCCUGUACAUGCACAUCGACAGCUCCUCGUACGGCGAAGCAAAAGUAGGCGUCGCGACCGGCGACACGGUGUGCGGGAAAUACACCUACAUCAACUCCUUCCAACCGCUCGGCUUCCAAUCGCGGGACAUGGGGUUAUUCCAAGACACCGACGGCGCGGGGUACUUGCUAACCGAAGACCGCCAAAACGGGCUGCGCAUUGAGCGGCUAUCUGCGGACUACCUGUCCGUAGAAUCAAACACGUACCUCUGGAAAGACAGGAUCGAGGCCCCGGCAGUGCUUAAACACGACGGCGUGUACUUCAUGUUCGGGUCGAAACUAACAGGCUGGGAUCCGAAUGACAACGUCUACAGCACGUCGACCUCGCUGAGCUCGGGGUGGUCCGCGUGGAAGACGUUUGCGGACGCGGGGAGCAAGACAUACACCUCGCAGACGAACUACGUACUCCCGAUCGGCACAAACGCCGCCGUGUAUCUCGGCGACCGCUGGGUAAGCAGUAACCUCAUGGCAUCGACAUACGUGUGGCUACCCCUGAGCAUCUCCGGAACCACCGUGACAAUGGCGAACGCCGAAUCCUGGGUUCCGGACAUAAACACGACGUCGUCGUCGGCAUCGACGGCAAAGCCGGCAGAAAGCGCGUAUGAAGGGGAAGCCGCGACGUACGGCGGUGCGACGCGUGACGUGAGCUGCGGGUCGUGCUCGGCUGGCAAAGCGGCGGGGUACGUGGGGGGUCCGGACGGGGGCACGGUGACGUUUUCCGGGGUAAAGAGCGAUGCGGCAGCGCGGACGACGGUGCGAGUGCGGUACGUGAAUGGGGACAGUUCGCCGCGGUACGCAAACGUGCGCGUGAACGGGGGUACGGCGCAGAAGCUGGCAUUUUUGCCUACGGGAAGCAGCGUGUCGAGUAGCACGUUGAAUGUGGAUUUGAAGGCUGGGAGCAAUAACGAGAUUGUGUUUGAGGCUGUCGGGACGGGUUGGGGGCCUGAUAUUGAUAGGCUGCUGGUGCCCGUUUCGUGA
Annulohypoxylon maeteangense is the source of this 1353-nucleotide messenger RNA. RefSeq names its product carbohydrate-binding module family 35 protein. NCBI's taxonomy places the organism in Eukaryota, Fungi, Ascomycota, Sordariomycetes, Xylariales, Hypoxylaceae. Bases 1 to 1353 code for a protein of 450 amino acids. Gene Ontology annotation, biological process: carbohydrate metabolic process. The transcript is spliced from 2 exons. Gene Ontology annotation, molecular function: carbohydrate binding; hydrolase activity, hydrolyzing O-glycosyl compounds. The record is from RefSeq and is a predicted model, not a curated record.